Rhopalosiphum maidis (corn leaf aphid) is the source of this 2657-nucleotide messenger RNA. RefSeq names its product polyhomeotic-proximal chromatin protein-like. NCBI's taxonomy places the organism in Eukaryota, Metazoa, Arthropoda, Insecta, Hemiptera, Aphididae. Gene Ontology annotation, cellular component: PRC1 complex. The record is from RefSeq and is a predicted model, not a curated record. Gene Ontology annotation, molecular function: protein binding.
UUGUGUGCGUGUCGCUACUGCCGCCGCUUCUGCUCUCGUGUCUGCCGGCGCGCGCGUCGUCAACGGUCAAACGUCCUUGCCGCGCUCCAGUUCGUCCGCGACACGACGCGCGCGCAGUCUGUCGCCUCCUAUGUACGUCCGUCGCGCUUGUGUUAUCCGUCGUUUUUUCCCGAUUUUUUUUUCACAAUAAUAACGAAAUCUCGCUGAACGUAUUUAAAAUUUUUUUUUUCGUCGAAAAACGGUUUCUAUUUUUACGCUGUGGUUUACACUGCUGUUACAAAAAUUCAUAACAUAGUUGUCAUAUAAUAUUAUACCACGGUUAAUAUUAUCAUCUCUUCGUGCGUCGAUGUUGAGACGGAAAAAUCGUUUUAACGACGUUUAUGCUGAUCGUAAUAAGAUAAUUAGUAUCACGAUUUGCUCGGAUUUUGUUUCUGGUGUUUCUUUCUUUAUGCAGUGAUUACUUAACACGUCCACUUCGUCUAAAGAAGAUAACGCGCGUUUUUGUUUUUAAAAUAAUAUAUAAGCAGUUUGUAUUUCUUAAAAAAAAGUUCUUGUUCUUGUUUUUAUUAAGUGUACCGAAGACUAUCAUGCCGGUGAUAACAUGAUGCGGGAUUUGGACGCAUCCAGCCCAGUCGUUUGGCCUCCAUGGUGUUAUUCAGUGGACAUCAAAAGAGACAUCGACUUGUUUGGUUUGCCGAAGAGCCGACGUUCGGGGGUCGGUAUGCAGAUCGAACACCCAGUGAAUAACAACAACACGACCAGCGCCAACAACAACAGAGUGGCGUCCGCGGCCGACGUAAAAACGGAACGGCUGAGCCCCGUGGUUGCGGCGGGCGGCGACUCUGCGUCGUCGCGUAGCGGUACGCCGUCUUCGUCGUGCUAUCCUGGCACGCCGCCCGGCGUUUCGGCCGCGGCGGACCGCGUGUCUAGUCCUGCGCCCAACCGAAACUGCAGCGACCUCAUACGAAGUCUGGCCGCCAAGUACCAGAAUGCCAACCCCAGCGAGUACAUGCCUUCGCGGAAUGGUCUGAACUUGGGCAUACUGUCAGCUGCGACGGCCGCUGCAGCAGCGGCAGCCGCCGCCGCCGCGUCCAACAAAGACAACGGCUGCGACGGGAGUCUACUGAACCCGGGAUUCCCGUUCGCGACACCCACCAUACCCGGGACGAACGUGCCCAUGUUCCCGCCCAUGAUGGACAUGUCGUCCACGCAGGCGCUACUGUCCAUGGUCCGGUCAUCGCAGUUCGACGCGUUCAUGAGCAGCAAGACCGGCGGCGGCACCAAGCGGCCUUGCUCUACCUCGUCAUCGUCUUCCAAUCCGCUGCACCCGCACAACAUCGGCUCGGCGGCCGCGGCCUCGUCGUCCGAACAGAACCCGCUCGACCUUUCGUCGUCGUCGAGCCCAUGCAAGAAACCACGCAAAAGUCAUCCGCCUGUGGCUGGCCACUGGGAGAACGCCGCGGCCGCGGCUGGAUCGUUUGCCGAGACGUUCCUCAACAUACCGGCAUUCGGUCUGGCGCUGCAAAAGUCUCGGGAAAAGGUCGCGCUGACUUGCAAUGGCGGCGGCGGCAACAACAAGCGGCUGGGCAGCGUAUCGCCGAAACCGUCAAAGGCGACGUCGAAACAGCCACCGUGUCAUCAGGCCGCCCCCAGCCGAGCGUUGCCUUGCGCUUCGACCUGUUCCGCUCCGCCGGCCACCUCCACGGCCAACGCUGACAAACACACCUGCCCCAAUGCGGCCGACAAGUCCACUGUGUCUUCGUGGACGGUGGAUGACGUAUGCGAUUUCGUUGGCACUAUCGACUUGUGCGCUGAGUACUCACAGUGUUUCCGGGAGCAGUCGAUCGACGGGACAGCGUUGCCACUGCUCAGCGAGGACCACCUGACCGGAACCAUGAACAUGAAACUGGGACCGGCUCUCAAGUUCCGGGCCGUUCUGGCCCAGAAGUUGGGAAACUGCGCGGUGUGCAUGCACUGCGCCCACUGUCACGGCGCCCAAACACACGGUGCAGGACGACACAGCCCCGUCCCCGGAAACAACAACAACAACAACAGUUCGUCGUCCGCUCAGUGUUGAACAGUAGCACCGUUCGUGUCGACUCCGUGGCAAAGUCCGUCCACUUUACACGCACAGGGUGUUCAAGAUGUUUGAAAAUUGAUAUAUUAUUAUACUGACGCCCUGUAUGAGCGGUAAUAUAACCACAGAAUAAAUGAAAUUUCAUUUUUCUGUGGUAUUACCGUCGAGCGUUUAAACUACAUUUCUAUGAUAUACAUUCACCUACAGUGUCCCUGCUAAUCGACGUUCGUUUUUUUGUAACGAAAUAUCAUAUUAUGGUCCAUUAAAUCAUGUUCUUAUGUAGGUAUUUUAUAAGACAAUGUAUUUUUAUAAUACAAAUCGUGUUCAUGUCUAUCGCUCGUGUCGAUUAUGCAAAAUAAUAAAAAUAAAAUUGCAUUAUUCAAAUUAUGAUAAAUUCCAAAAGUCAUCGAUUUCGCCGUUUCCCUGACUUGUUUUUCUCGCGUUGGAUUUAUCAGUAUUGUUACGUAUAAGUUUCUAAUUUAAUAAUUGUUUGCAUAUUCUCGAACAGCUGAUGGUCAUUUUUAUUUUCAUUAUUAUUAUUAUUAUAAUUUUUUUUUUUUUUUUUGAGCUUUUGUUAAUA